This is a messenger RNA of Vigna umbellata (rice bean), 1450 nucleotides long. RefSeq names its product chaperone protein dnaJ 10-like. The record is from RefSeq and is a predicted model, not a curated record. Lineage: Eukaryota; Viridiplantae; Streptophyta; Magnoliopsida; Fabales; Fabaceae.
CCAUUGAAAACGUCACCGUUUCUUCUGCCAGAGAUCCACCUGAAAUGUGAGGUUUCUUCUGAUUGUUACCCCCCUCUCUCUCUCUUUCAAGCUCGAAACUUCUUCCAUUUUUGCUUUCUGGAUGCGUUAAUUGUUAUUUGAAAGUCACAAGCAAUGGUGAAGGACACUGCGUACUAUGACAUAUUAGGUGUGAACGUUGAUGCAUCUGCUGCAGAUAUCAAGAAGGCUUAUUAUGUCAAGGCAAGAAUUGUUCACCCUGAUAAGAAUCCAGGGGAUCCUCAGGCCGCAGAAAAUUUUCAGAAACUUGGUGAGGCUUACCAGGUUUUAAGUGACCCCGGGAAGCGUGAAGCAUAUGAUAAAAAUGGAAAGGAGGGAGUAGUACAAGAUAACAUGAUGGACCCUACCGCUGUAUUUGGAAUGAUUUUCGGAAGUGAAGUUUUUGAAGAAUAUAUUGGGAAACUUGCACUGGCUUCUUUAGCAUCUAUAGAAAUUGAUGAAGACAUACAGGACCCUGAAGCUCAGAGGCAAAAAAUUCAAGAAAAGAUGAAAGCAUGGCAGAAGGAAAGAGAGCAGAAGCUUUCAGCAAUUCUGAUAGACCGGCUGCAACUAUCGGUUGUUGGUCAAGAAGAGGAAUUUACUGCAUGGGCAAAGUCAGAAGCUCGUACCCUUUCUAAAGCCGCUUUUGGUGAGGCCAUGCUACAUACAAUUGGUUACAUCUACACACGAAAAUCUGCAAGAGAACUUGGCAAGGAUUUACGGUACAUGAAUGUUCCCUUUUUGGCUGAGUGGGUUCGAGAUAAAGGACACCGUAUUAAGUCACAAGUAACAGCAGCUUCAGGAGCUGUGUCCCUAAUUCAAAUACAAGAAGAGCUCAAGAAACUAAACCAAGGAGAAAACAAGGAAGAAAGCAUAAUCAAAGCUAUUGAAGAUAAGAAGGAUGCCAUGGUUAAUUCUCUAUGGCAGAUCAAUGUGAUUGAUAUUGAAUCAACUCUGUCACAUGUUUGCCAAGCAGUUCUUAAAGAUCCUAGUGCCUCCAAAGAUGUUCUGAAGGCUCGGGCCAAAGCAUUGAAAAAGUUAGGAAGCAUCUUUCAAGAAACAAGCGGAAUGCUGAAGGGGUAGAGGCAUCGGGGGUUAUUUGUGAUGGCAAGGGUGUUAAGGCUCCUUAUAGCAGAGAAAACAGCCUACGCAAAGAAAAUGGCAAAGUAGUAGAUGCUCCUUCCUCCUCGUCGUAGUCAUCUUGUUCAGUUUGUUUGAUAUGGUUAUGUGCUGAGUAGUAUUCUACUAUUCUUGUGGCCUUCUGGUUCUCUGGAUUUUGAACACUGUUUGAUGCAGUGCUUCAUUGCUGUUGAUAGUCAUGCUAUGUAAUAUUGCUUGAACUCAUGGAUUGGACUAACCUGCCAUAAUUACACACUUGUAUUUAAUAAUUAUCUUCUAGUGAUUAUUGAUUUCA